AUGUCCAACCCGCGACAGGCUUCAUCAGCCUCACAAACGCCACACCUCUCCCCCGCCGAACUCUCCUACCUGUACACCUCGUUAUCGCUCCCCAAAGGCCCAAUCCGCCCCGAUGGCCGCUCGCCUACACAAUUCCGUCCUUUGACCGCAGAAACCGACAUUCUCCCUGGAACCAAUGGUAGCGCGCGUAUUGGUUUCGCAGAUGGCACCCAGGCCAUCGUCGGCGUCAAGGCUGAGGUUGAGAAGACCGUUCUUGCAUCCGAUAUUCUGCAGCAGGAUGUCGAGAAUGACCUCCAAGCCCCAAGCGACCGGCGCGACGGAGCGGAGUCUACCCCAUCUGCCGCGGCAGGGGGCCACGGCUCAUGGGUGCAGAUGUCCAUUGAGAUUCCUGGGUUCCGAGACGACGAUGCGCUGCCAGUGUUCUUGUCGGAGAUGAUGCGCGAGUCGCUCGUCGGUUCGGUGACCGAUGCAGGGAAGGGCAGGGACACCGAGAUGGCCGGUGGGCUGAAGGGAAGGCUGGUUAUCAAUAAAAGGUGGCAUUGGCGUCUAUACAUCGACGUUCUCCUUCUCUCCCAACCACUUUCAUAUCCUCUUCCUCUCCUGUCAUUGACGACCCACCUUGCCCUUCUAUCGACCAAGCUCCCCAAGCUCAAAUCGCAGGGCGAAGAGGAUCCUUUCUUCGACGACGAUUGGGGCGUCGCAGAGCACCUCUACCCGCGCCCUUCACCCUCAGCCUCUGCGACGUCCUCACAGAUCCGGCCGCCGGUGACUCUCCUUGUUAUCUCUGUGGGGGACAACGUCAUCUUCGACCCCAACCGGGAAGAAAUCUCCGUUGCGGACGCUGUCCUAGCGAUCUCGAUCACACGCAAUAGCGAGGGACAAGGCUUGAAGCUUUUGUCUAUUCGCACCAUCGAUCCCCCCUCCCGGCUGACGCAGCCCGGGGUGCCGAACUCAGAGAAUCUAAGUACCAUGGCUGCUACUGGAAACUCUGACAACGCGGCCGCUGCAAAUCCGUCGGCUGGCCAAGAAGAGGUGCCGGGCGUCUGGAGACCUAGGCGAGGUGGAAUCAAACGCAGUGUCAUUACCGAGCUUACUCGCACAGUCUUGAAGAAGGGCGGAGUGGGUGAGGAGGUCCUUGAGGGCCUGGAGGGUGUUGAGGUCUAG
Molecule: messenger RNA, 1164 nt
Organism: Penicillium chermesinum
Lineage: Eukaryota; Fungi; Ascomycota; Eurotiomycetes; Eurotiales; Aspergillaceae
Product: exosome non-catalytic core subunit RRP42
Exons: 2
Coding region: 1-1164 (387 amino acids)
Biological process (GO): U4 snRNA 3'-end processing; nuclear polyadenylation-dependent rRNA catabolic process; TRAMP-dependent tRNA surveillance pathway
Cellular component (GO): cytoplasmic exosome (RNase complex); nuclear exosome (RNase complex)
Source: RefSeq, a predicted model, not a curated record